Molecule: messenger RNA, 1526 nt
Organism: Westerdykella ornata
Lineage: Eukaryota; Fungi; Ascomycota; Dothideomycetes; Pleosporales; Sporormiaceae
Exons: 1
Coding region: 227-1399 (390 amino acids)
Source: RefSeq, a predicted model, not a curated record
GGUGAGAGUGUCAUAUGUCUUCCAACUAUGAUCAUGAUAUCAGCCGCUGCACGCACCCCUCGGGCAGUAUUUUACUUUUAGGCUCCCACGUUCCGUAGCAAGCUGACUACACUACACUUCUAACUCACAUUCUUGCCAACCCAUCAAAUCUAACGACUACCUGUCGCGGAGUACAGCCUCAUAUCCCCAACCCCACCGGGUCAAGCCGUGCUAUCAUUUGCCUGCCAUGCCAGAACGGGACAGAGAGACUGAAAUGGAGCUCAAGGCGGCGUUGAAAGUUGCCAUUAACGCUGUUCAGGAAAUGCACGGCCGACUUGGAUUGGACGGACUCUACCUGCAGUCAGCUAGCGAAAUUGGUCAAGAAGCAGCUCAAGAAUACAAGGACCGCGCAGAAGAAGUCUUCCGUAUCCAGGAACUUUCCGACAGAACGAAACCAUUUAUGAGGAUCGGCCGCCGCAGUUCUACCUUUGAACAGAUACGCGAGUUCCAUCGUUUUGCCUGCUACCGUCUCCAGUGCCCCGAAGCUUACUUUUCCAUGGCCGACGUUACCCAGGAUGCGGUCUGGUCCCUGUCCGACGUGGGUAUCGGGGAUGCGGUCGACAUGCAGGACUUCGAGGAUAUGCGGACAUACAUGGGCGCAAGGAUUGCUUGGAUCGAGAGGCAACGACGUCUCGGGAGGGAGUGCUAUCCCGAACACGGCCGGUACAGUUAUCUACUCACUCGCCCGGCUUGCAUUCGAGACGCUCUAGGCGAAGACAAGAAGUGGAUAGUUGAUUAUGCCGCUGUUCUGCCACUUGAGCUCGAAUUGCUCCUGUCUCUCACGUAUCAUCUGAAGAACCUCUUCGCAAUUGCAUCGCAUCACUUUGGUAGGAUGCCACUCAAGGAAGAUCUGGACAUGAAGAAGGUCACCACGCCUUGGACAAGGGAGGCUCUGGAUUCAGGGCAUCACGAAUGCGAAAUCUGUCGAUUCAAGUUUGGUACGGAGUUCAGUGACGAGGAGUGCGUCGAACCAGCCAUCAAGGCGGCAUGCGGACAUGUGCUGGGCGAAAUGUGCACUCGGAACUGGGUCAAAGGUGGAAAUAGGAAUUGCCCUAUCUGCACCCGUCCUCUCCUCGACCUUGAACGUGCUCUGCCGGCCAAGAAGGCUCCUCUUUAUCGAAAAAUCAGGCUUCUGGAGAUUCGAAAUGCGGAGCUGGAUCCACGAGUCGACAACUUCUUUCUGGCCAAGCCGCAGGUGUGCAAUGGUGUCGAGUUGCAGCGAUUGCUGGAGGCCCAGAAUAGCAUAAUCGCGGAUUUCGGGAAUGCGGAGGAUGAGAAGUCCAAGAUGCUUCCGAUGAUUUAUGACGAGGCGGAUUCACCUGAUGGCAUGAUUCCCCUGUGGGAACCGGACUGGGAGUAGAAGGGCCUGAAGUGGUGGACCAGCGACGGCGAGAGAGGGUCGAGACAGCUAAAUCAUCACGGCUUUUCCAUGGUGGAGGCUAUGCAGCUAUAAUGUAUGCUUCACACCACGGUUGGAUACAUCCCCC